AUGGGCCGCGGGGAUAUCCGGCGCGCGUACACGCUCGGGCGGGAGCUGGGGAAAGGCGGAGGCGGCGUGGUGCGCGAAUGCCUGGACCCGUUAACCGGCCAGCCCGUGGCGGCCUGCAAAACCAUUCCCAAAUCAAAGCUCCAGCGCCCGGACCUGGUGGAGGAGCUGCGCGCGGAGGUGGCGGCGAUGCGGCGGCUGGCGGGGCACGCGCACGUGGUGCGGCUGCUGGCCGUGUACGAGGACGACCACGCGGUGCACGUGGUCAUGGAGCUCUGCUCGGGCGGCGACUUGUACGACCUGCUCACCGCUGCUACGACUUUACCAGAGCCGAUCGCCGCGCAGCUGACAAGUCAAAUCCUGAAGGCGCUGAGUCACUGCCAUCGCAACGGCAUCCUGCAUCGCGAUAUCAAGCCGGAGAAUAUCUUGUUAGGGAACCCAGGGAACACUCUGCAUGUCAAGCUUGCGGAUUUCGGGCUGUCUGUUAUGCUUAAAACGGGGCAGCUUGCUGUGGGUAUGCAUGGCAGCAACGUGUAUAUGGCACCAGAGGUGGUAUGCAGGAAACCGUAUGGUUUGGCGAUUGACUUAUGGGGUCUUGGAGUUAUCCUCUUUACAGCGCUCUCCGGUUACAUGCCGUUUUGGGGUAACACGGACGAAGAGCUUUUCGUCCGUAUCCUGCGCGGCCGCCCAGAUUACACCAGCGAUCCGUGGCCGUCGAUCAGCGCGGAGGCGAAGGAUCUGGUCCAUCGGUUGCUCACCAUCGAUCCGCCGCGCCGGAUCACCGCUGACGUGGCGCUGCAGCAUCCGUGGAUCUUGAAGCAUUGCGGUGCAUCUCCACCGUCCAUUCCAGUGUCUCUCGGCAAGCCUGCUGGCGACAAUCCCAAGACACCUGCUCACUCAUCUCUUGCUGCUGGGGCUCCCUCUACCUCCAUAGAUGCCCCAUCUUCUGGAGAUUCUGCUUCGGCUGUCACUCCUGUUCCUGCCCAUUCUGCUGCUGCUAUUAUUUCCCCUGCUACAAGCAAACUCGCCUCCCUCUUCUCCUUGGGUGCUGCCCCAGCAGCCAAGGCACGGAAGAACGCUGCCGGAGCUGGCGUUUCAGGCUCGGGAGCGCCAGGUUCGGGAACGUAUGCGUUGUUCCGAGCCAGGCCGUCAGGCCUGAGCAGCCCCUUCACGUUCUUCUCGCCCAAGAGGAAGAUCCGAAAGUCGCAAGUGGUUGUGAACAGUGCUGCGGCUGCCGGGACGGCGGUGGCGGGCGGCGCUAGUGCGGGAACUGAUAUGGCUGUGGAUGGGACUGGUGAGCAUGGGGAGGAGGAGGAGGAUGAGGAGGAGGAGGAGGAGGAGGAGGAGGUGGAGGAGGAGGUGGAGGGAGAGGGUGAGGGAGAGCAGGAGCAGCAGGAAGGCCAGGUGGAAGGCAGAGCAGGGUUGGCUGGGUACAAUAGUGCCGUGCUGAGUGCAGCAGCCGCUGCUGUGCUGCACACCCACUUCAACGGCCAGGAUGAAAAGCAGCAGCAGGAGAAUUGCCAAUCGCACCCUCACCAGCCUUGGCAGAGGAAUGGGAUGAUUGGCAGCCUCGGCAGCACCGGAGCUGCGAGCAGCGUUGGCACCAUAGCAGAGUUCCGGGCUCGGCUGUCCCCGGCUGUCACUCUUGACCGAACCGCCGCUCCCGAGCCUGUGGCGGUGUAUUCCAGCACGGGAAGCGUGCUGCCAGCUGUCAGCGCAGCAUUGGGUGGAGGGCACGCAGCGGAGAAUGGGGUGGAGAGAGGAGGGAUGGAAGUGGAUGGGACAUGCGAGUGGGGCAUGUCAGAUGUUGUGUCGGCCUUCUCGAUUCUCCGGACUAACUCUAUACAUGGAGCUUCUGCUGCACUAUCAGCAGAAGCACCGGGAGCAGUAAAGGAGGCCACUGCCACCCCAAUGCUCCAGUCUCUCCGCCUCGACGCCGCGCUAGCGGCGCCGUCGCGCGCGACCGUCCCCGCCUCCUCCUUCGUCCGCCCGCAGAUUAGCCUCCGGUCGAGCCGCGUUCUUAGCGGACGGCGAGUGUCGGAGCGUUCCGCGGUAGCUGCGCGCGUGCAGGCGGUGGCGGAGCUGUUUCCGUCCGUGGAGGGCGCGGAGGACGCGGGGGAAGCGGAGGAGGUCGAAGCGCCUGCAGUGAAGGCUAAGACGGGGAAGAAGGCGCUUUUGUUCAAGAGGGACCAGACCCGGUCGAAGCGGUUCCUGGAGAUUCAGAAGCUGCGCGACCGCAACAGCGAGUACGAGCCGGUGGAGGCGCUGGAAAUCGUCAAGGCGACGGCUUCCGUCAAGUUUGACGAGUCCGUCGAGGCGCACUUCCGCCUGAACAUCGACCCGAAGUACGCCGACCAGCAGCUGCGCGCCACGGUGUCGCUGCCCAAGGGAACCGGGCAGGUGGUUCGGGUUGCUGUGCUCACUCAAGGAGAGAAGCAGAGGGAGGCGACGGACGCGGGGGCGGACGUGGUGGGCGCGGAGGAUCUGAUUGAGCGCAUUGCGGGCGGCUUCCUGGAGUUUGACAAGCUCGUCGCCACGCCCGACAUGAUGCCCAAGGUGGCACGUCUGGGUCGUCUGCUUGGUCCACGUGGUCUCAUGCCCAACCCCAAGGCCGGCACCGUCACCACUGACCUUGCUUCGGCGGUGGUGGACUUCAAGGCGGGCAAGGUGGAGUAUCGGGCGGACAAGACUGGCAUCGUGCACGUGCUCUUCGGCAAGGCCUCCUUCUCCAACGAAGACCUCCUCACCAACCUCGUUGCCGUCGCUAACUCCGUGGAUGCGAAUCGCCCACCAGGCGCCAAGGGAGUGUACUGGAAGACCGCUUACAUCUGCGCAACAAUGGGCCCGUCUGUUCGUGUAAAUGUGUCGGCCUUGAGGGACUUCAAGCUGCCCACUGCCUCAUCCCGCCGCUCGGGCCCGUUCACCAUGGGCUCGGAGCAGCGCAGUGUGUUCACGGUGGGCAGCAGCGUGUGGGUGCCGGACGAGGAGGAUGCAUGGGCGGAGGGCGAGGUGGUGGCCCUCAAGGAUGGCGGAGGGGGUGCGGGCGGGCAGGUGGUGGUGCGCACCACAGGGAAGAAGAAACGCGAGGUGACAGUAGCAGCGGGUGCGUGCUAUGCACGGGAGGAGGAUGGAGGAAUCAUGGACGACAUGGUCAAGAUGGCCUAUCUGCACGAGCCAGGGGUGCUCUCUAACCUCAUGCUGCGCUACCAGCGCAACCUUAUUUAUACGUACACAGGCAGCAUUCUGAUCGCCGCGAACCCCUUCAUGCGCAUACCAGGCAUCUACGACCGGGAGAUGAGGGAGGCCUACAGAGGGGCACAGAUCGGUGACCUCAGCCCACAUGUGUUCGCCAUUGCUGAUAACGCGUACAGGGCGAUGGUGGAUGAUAAGCGCAGCCAGUCGAUUCUGAUCAGCGGGGAGAGCGGGGCGGGCAAGACGGAGACAACAAAGCUGGUGAUGGAGUAUCUGGCUUCUGUGGGGGGGAGAUCUGAGGCCACUGAGGGGCGCAGCAUUGAGAGCCAAGUGCUGGAGUCGAACCCUCUUCUUGAAGCCUUUGGCAAUGCCAAGACGGUGCGAAACGACAAUUCGAGUCGCUUUGGCAAGUUCAUCGAGAUUCAGUUUGACCAGCGCGGCCGCGUGUCCGGUGCCGCCAUCCGCUCCUACCUCCUAGAGCGGUCCAGAGUGGUGCAGAUAGCAGACCCCGAACGCAACUACCACUGCUUCUACCAGCUGUGUGCGGGCGCGUCCCCUGAGGAGGCAGAGAAGUACCGGCUGCCCCCAGGGCCAAACAGAGCGGAGAAGUUCCACUACCUGAAGCAGAGCAAGUGCAUUGAGCUGGAGGGGAAGCGCAGCAACGCGGAGGAGUAUGUGAUCACGAGAAAUGCCAUGGACGUUAUUGGCAUCUCACAGGACGAACAGGCGUCAAUUUUUGGCAUAGUGGCGGCCAUUCUGCAUCUGGGCAACGUGGAUUUCAAGGAGAAGGGAGACAAGAUGCGCAUCGCCAAGCACUCGGAAGAGGCCCUUGAGAACACCGCACACCUGCUCUCGUGCGACAAGAAGAAGCUGCAGGAGUCACUAUGCACAAUGAAGCGCAAGGUGGGAGGCGAGGUGAUUAAGAGCUACCUGGAUGAGAAGGGUGCAAUCGUGCGCCGAGACACACUCGCUAAGACACUCUACUCCAAACUCUUUGACUGGAUAGUGGAGAAGGUGAAUCGGUCCAUUGGGCAGGACGCCAACUCCAUGGCGCUCAUUGGCGUGCUUGAUAUCUACGGCUUCGAGCACUUCAAGCUCAACAGCUUUGAGCAGUUCUGUAUCAAUCUGGCCAAUGAGAAGCUCCAACAGCAUUUUAACCAGCACGUGUUGAAGCUGGAGCAGGAGGAGUAUGAGCGAGAAGAGAUCAACUGGAGCUACAUCAACUUCAGGGAUAACCAAGACGUGCUAGACCUCGUUGAAGGGGACAAGGGCAUUCUCACACUACUCGAUUCAGCCUGCAAGCUAGCCCAGUCCACACCCGAAUCAUUCACCAUGUCGCUCUACGACGCCUUUCUAAAGCACGAGCGAUUUACCAAGUCCAAGGGCUCUGUCACUGAUUUCACGCUGGAGCACUACGCGGGGCGAGUCAAGUACAGCACCACCGAGUUCAUCAGCAAGAACCUCGAUGCCGUGGUAUCAGAGCACGAGGCGCUGCUGCAGAAGUCUACUGAUCCGUUUGUGGCUGCGCUGUUCCCCGCCGCUCAAGAGGAGGUCAAGGAGGCGGGAGGGAAGGGCGGCAAGGCCACCACCAAGUUUGCGUCGUUAGGGAAAUCGUUCAAGCUGCAACUGUCGCAGCUGAUGGACACGCUGAACCGCACAGAACCGCACUACAUCCGGUGUAUCAAGCCCAACUCCAAGAGCCGUCCGGCACUGUUCGAGAAGAGCAUGGUGGUGGAGCAACUGCGAUCGGGGGGAGUGUUGGAGGCCAUUCGCAUGUGCUCUGCGGGCUACCCCACGCGCCGUCUCUUUGAUGACUUCAUCGACAGAUUCUCGCUGCUCAUCCCCUCCCUCUUUGACAAGGAGAUGUCAGACCCCGAGUAUGUGGAGGUCAUUCUGCGCCAUGCGAGGCUGGAGAACUACCAGAUCGGCAAGACCAAGGUGUUCCUGCGAGCAGGCCAGAUGGCACUGAUGGAGAUGCGGCGACUGGAGGUGAUGAACGCCGCUGCGGCCCGCAUUCAGCGUGCCACGCGCCGCUUCCUCUUCCGCCUGCACCGCGCCCGCGCUGCCCUCUGCAUCCAAAAGUUCUGGCGCGCCUACACGGCACGGGUGUUUGUGCAUCACCUGCGGCAGCGCCUGGCAGCAACGUGCAUUCAGCGCAUGGAGAGGGGCCGGCAGCAGCGCAUGCGCUUCCUCAUGCUGCGGCGGGCCGCAAUCACCAUCCAAGCCAAGUACCGCAUGCACCUCUACCGCAUGCGCUACCUGCACAUGCGGGAUAACCUUGCUGCCACCUGCAUUCAGUGCCACUGGCGGGGGUAUGUGGCGCGCAAGCCAUGGAAGGCCCUGCGGCAGUACUUCUUUGCACGGCUGGCCAGGCUGCGAUAUAAGAACCUCAAGCUGGAGGCGGCUCGUGUUGCUGAGCUGGCGCCGCCGCGCAAGAAGACGGAGGUGGCUAUGGAUACGAUCCGCAUGAUGGUGCUGCGCGUGCAGAGAGACAAGGCGGAGAAGGGGCAGCAGGCCUUGGAGCGCCAGCUGGCAGAGGUACGAGAGGAGGUGGAGCGGCGCGGCAGGGAGAUUGCGGCUCGCGGUAGGGAGAUAGCCCGGUUGCAGGAGAUGCUGGAUGCAGAGCAGGCCAGGGCAGAGGCUGCAGAGGCUGAGGGAGAGGGAGAUGAGGGAGAGGAGGGAGAGGAGGAGGGAGUGGAGGAGGUGAAAGAGGUGGCGAUGGAGGGGGAUAGGGAGAAGGAGUGUGUUGUCGUGGGGGUGGAGGGCGGUGCAGACAGGACGGCACUUGCCAACCAUUUCCUACCACCCAUUAUGGAGCGGUCCGCAGGAAGCGAGGCGGAUUUGGUGGAGGUGGAAGCGAGGGGAGGGAGCAGAGGCAAGGGCGGGGACGGGGACGAGGAGCAAGGAGAGCAAGGAGAGCGAAAGGAGCAGCAGGCACAGGAGAAGGGGCAGGAGCCGGUGCAGGGAGGAACUGGGGAGGCGGACAAGGGAGGGAAGCCGCGACCAGUGUCCCCUCUUUCAGCUGGCGCCAGUGCCAUCCGCGAUAGGAUUACUCUAGACGUGGGCGCUGGCACCACCACCAGUGGCGCUGCUGCUGCUGCUGCUGCUGCCGCCUCAGUAACAGCAGCAGCAGCGGGGGCAGCAGCAGCGAGUGUGGGACCUGGAGGGGGCGCCCCUCUCCCUCCCAGCGGCACGGGCAGCGACAGCAGCAGGAGGCCCAUGCGCCCCCGUGCUGCCUCCUCUUCAGGCUCAGGCUGGCACGUCCCCUCAGAGGACGCUGAUCAGGAUCAAGAGGGGGCAUCAGAGCAGCAGGACCGAGGGCCCUUGAGUGCUGACCGCGGCCCUCCCAGCUCCGAGAGACCCAGGAGAAUGUCUGCAGGCGCGGGCGGGGGAGGAGGGGGAGGCGGAGGGAGGGAGUUUGGGCGGUAUGGGAGUAGCUCGUUCCGCGGGUCGCCGGCUCGGGAGUUUGAGGGGGGAGCGCGGGUGGGGCGAGGAGAGGAGGGGUCGUGGAGUGGAAGGAAAUUGGGGGGGGUGGGGUCGAGAUCGGCUAGGAGUGGGGCGAGUGAGGCGUCGCCGAGAGGAGGCGUGGGGAUGGGGAUGGGGACUCCGCCCACGCCCGGGACGAGUGGGGCGGGCACGCCGCGUGGAAAGAGCCUGACGUUUUCAGCGAGCAACUUUGAUAAGAUCCUUGCGAGCAUGCAGCGCGAAGUGGAGAUUGCGCAAAAGAUGCGCGAGGAGAACAACUGGCUGCGGGCAGCAUACAAGGAGGCGGUUCACAAGGCAGAGGUGGCGGCGGCACUGGCGGGGGCAGAGAGGGCGAGGGCGGAGGAGGCGGAGAGGAACGUGGCAGCGCGGGAGGAGGAGAUGCGGGAGGCUCUGGCGCGGUGCCAUGAGCUGCAGGAGAAGCUGCUCGGAAAAUCGCGCGAGGUGCGCACGUUGAGUCAGAGGCUGAUUGCUUUCCAGGCCAGCAUGGCCAACGCCAAUCCCGCCAUGCCCAUCGACAAGCAGCAGGAGGUAUUGCUGAACGAGAUAGCAGUGAGCCGCUUCCCCUUCGGCCCGCAAGGCCAGCCAGUCGCCGCGUGUGUGGUGUACCGCUCGCUGCUGCACUGGCGGGUGUUCCAGGCCGAGAAGACCAACGCGUUUGACCGAAUCAUCGAGACCUUCCAGAUGGUCUCGCGCUCCGAUGACAUGAGCACGCUCAGCUACUGGCUCAGCAACCACGUCGUGCUGCUGUACCUCGUGCAGGUGGUGUACAAGGCACCAGCAGAGAAGCCCAAGUUCGAGCGCGUCACCACGUUUGGCUUCUUUGGAGCUCGCCCCCCCACUCCGCCGCGACCCAGUGCGACGAUGCAGCAGGUGGAUCUGAUGCUGUUCAAGCAGCAGCUGGCGACCGGCAUCGAGCGGCUGUAUGUGACCAUCCGCGACAGCGCCAAGACAGAGCUCGCCGUCCACUUCAACCCACAGCCUGACCUCACUCUCUCUUCUCUACCCUAUCUUCCCUCUCUCCCCACUCUUCCCUCUCUCCCCACCCUUCCCUCUCUCCCCACUCUCCCCUCUCUCCCCUCCGUCCCCACUCUCUCCUCUCACCCAUCUCCCCCCUCUCCAAAUUGUUUGCCCUUCUCUUGUGCAACCAAUAUGACGACCCAGGCACGGGGAGCAGAAGCCGAAACAGGCGACGCAGGAGAACCAGGGGAAAACGGAGGAGCAUCGGGGAUCCCCCCGGCAGGGGCGAGGGGGAGGGGGCGGGGAGGGCGGGCGCCGCAGCGCAACGCAGCGACAGCCAUGCGGAAACACAUCAUGUCGUCGUGGACCAACGUGGUGAUCACGCUGCGCCACAUCAUCGGGAACCUCGUGGCCAAUCACGUUCCGGCAGCGCUGCUGGACGCGCUGAUUCGCCAGCUGCUGUUCUUCGUCAACAUGAAGAUAUUUAACAGCCUGAUGGUGCGCGCGCAGUGGUGUCCGUGCACGUACAGCAACGGAGAGAUGAUGGAGGAGGGGCUCAGCCGUUUGGAGCAGUGGGUGCAUGAUGUGGAAGUGCAACUGAGGGAGGUGCUGGGAGGGGAGAGGGAACCCUUGAGGAAAGAGCUGAGGCACCUGCAGCAGACCAUUCUCUUCCUGACCCUGGACCACAAGCCAAGACGAACCCUUGAGGAACUGAGAAUGCUGUGUCCGGAUCUAAGCAUGAACCAGCUGGUGCACAUGUGCAUCUGGUACGAGGAUGACAAGUACGGCACCAAGGGCGUGGACCCGAGUGUGAUCGAGCAGAUGUGGAGCGAGAUGGUUGACGACAGCCCCAUGCUGCUAAGGGAUGGUGAAGGCAUCCCCUUCACAACGGAUGAGAUAGUACACAGCCUACCCGAGAUAAACCUGGACGAGGUAGAACCUCCCCCCGAGCUCCAAGACGACCCCACCUUCCACUUCCUCCUCCCCCUCACCUCCCUCCCCUCCGUCCCCUCCACCCCCACCGCCGCCUCCCACACUCCCCGCAACGCCUCCCCUCGCGUGCCUCCCUCGGUGCCAUCGUCUAUCCCCCGAUCGGCAUCGCUCUCCACCGCGCAUUCUCGGCCCGGCACCGCUCCCCACCCUGUGGGUGGUACUCCUAGGGGGACCGGGGUGUCAUCAGUUACUAGUACACCUCGUGUGACGUCUAGUCCUUGGGAUUACUUCCGGGGAAGAGGGGCGUGGAAGAGUGAUGAUGCGUGA
Molecule: messenger RNA, 8892 nt
Organism: Closterium sp. Yama58-4
Lineage: Eukaryota; Viridiplantae; Streptophyta; Zygnematophyceae; Desmidiales; Closteriaceae
Source: the annotation of a GenBank genome assembly